GAAAAAGGCUUGAAAGCAUACAAAAAGCCCUCGAGGUGGCUUUCUCGGAGGCGGCCUGGAGGCAGCCAUCUGUUGUUCUGCUGGAUGACCUGGACCUCAUUGCUGGACUGCCAAGUGUCCCAGAGCAUGAGCACAGCCCUGAAGUGGUGCAGAGCCAGCGGCUUGCACAUGCUUUGCACGGUAUUAUCAAAGAGCUUGUUUCUAUGGGAAGUUUGGUCGCGCUCGUUGCCACGAGCCAGCUCCAGCACUCGCUCCACCCUUCACUUGUAUCUGCUCAAGGAACCCACAUGUUUCAGUGCAUGCAGCACAUCCAGCCUCCCAGUCAGGAACAGAGAUGUGAAAUUCUGCAUAGUGUUGUGAAGCAUAAGCUGGGCUGUGACAUAAGCGAGUCCCCGGACGUGGAUCUGCAGCGCAUAGCUAAGGAGACAGAAGCCUUUGUGGCCCGAGACCUUACGGUUCUCGUGGACCGAGCCAUACACUCUUCUCUGUCUCGCCAGCCUGGCUCCACCCGGGAAGAAUUGACUUUAACAACAUCAGACUUCCAAAAGGCUCUCCAUGGAUUUCUUCCUGCUUCUCUGCGAAAUGUCAACCUACAUAAACCUAGAGACCUGGGCUGGGACACGAUUGGUGGGUUACAUGAAGUUCGGCAGAUACUCAUGGAUACUAUCCAGUUACCAGCCAAGUACCCAGAAUUAUUUGCAAACUUACCCAUACGACAGCGGACGGGAAUACUGCUUUACGGUCCUCCUGGGACAGGAAAAACUUUACUUGCUGGGGUAGUUGCGAGAGAGAGUGGAAUGAAUUUUAUUAGUAUUAAGGGACCAGAGUUACUCAGCAAAUACAUCGGAGCCAGUGAGCAAGCUGUGCGAGAUGUCUUCAUCAGAGCACAGGCUGCAAAGCCCUGCAUUCUUUUCUUUGAUGAGUUUGAAUCCAUCGCUCCUCGAAGAGGACAUGACAACACAGGGGUUACAGACCGAGUAGUCAACCAGUUGCUGACACAGUUAGACGGAGUAGAAGGCUUACAGGGAGUUUAUGUGUUGGCUGCUACUAGUCGUCCUGAUUUGAUCGACCCUGCCCUGUUGCGGCCUGGCCGACUGGAUAAAUGUGUAUACUGCCCUCCUCCAGAUCAGGUGUCUCGUCUUGAGAUUUUAACUGUCCUCAGCAAGUCUCUAGCUCUGGCAGACGACGUGGACCUUCAGCACGUGGCGUCUGUCACUGAGUCCUUCACUGGAGCAGAUCUGAAAGCUCUGCUGUACAACGCACAGCUGGAGGCCCUGCAGGGACGGCUGCUGCCCAGUGGGCUCCAUGAUGGAGGCUCCAGCUCUGAUAGUGACCUAAGUCUGUCUUCAAUGGUCUUUCUUAACCACAGCAGUGGUUCCGACGACUCAGCUGGAGACGGAGAGUGUGGCUUAGAGCAAUCCCUUGUUUCUCUCGAGAUGUCUGAGAUCCUUCCAGAUGAAUCAAAAUUCAAUAUGUACCGGCUCUACUUUGGAAGCUCAUAUGAAUCAGAACUUGGAAAUGGAACCUCUUCUGACUUGAGCUCACACUGUCUGUCAGCACCAAGCUCCGGGACUCAGGAUUUACCUGCUGCUCCUGGGAAAGACCCAUUGUUUACACCACAUCCUGUGUUCAGGACACCUUCCCAAGAAGGCUGCCAAGACCUUACACAGGAACAGAGAGACCAGCUGAGGGCAGAUGUUAGCAUCAUCAAAGGCCGAUACCGGAGCCAGAGUGGAGAGGAUGAAUCCCUUAACCAGCCUGGACCAAUCAAAACCAGUUUUGCUAUUAGCCAGGCACAUUUAAUGACUGCGCUUGCCCACACAAGACCAUCCAUUAGUGAAGACGAAGGGAAGGAAUUUGCUGAGCUGUAUGAAAACUUUCAAAAUCCAAAGAAGAGAAAAAAUCAAAGUGGAACCAUGUUUCGAACUGGACAGAAAGUAACUUUAGCAUAAAUGUACUUCUGAUUUUUCUAGUUUGUUUGCUCUGAUGGUCUGUCCCUAAGUUGUAACUAUAAAAAUGAUGUAAAAAUUUUAAUUUAAUAAAUUUGGUUAAUCUAUAAAAUCACAGAAUGCUAAAUGCUCAGGGCAAUCUGAGGUUAACAGUGCAGACAAGUCCUGGAUGAAUUACGUCAGUGGUGGAGCUCAUUCUCUUAGAGGGAAGCAUUUCUCCGCACUCACAGGCCCAGUUACUGUUUUUCUGGCUUUUGGCAGAUUGUAUGCCUUGCAACUUCUUGACUGUUUUGGAAAAAGAUACAUUCUAUUGCCUUCUUUUUUUAAAAAAAAAAAUCAGAACAUGACAUUUACACAUAAUUCAAAUAAAUUUAAUCCCUUCAACCAAAGCCUGAUAAGGCUCUUGAUCCA
Grammomys surdaster is the source of this 2360-nucleotide messenger RNA. Its product is annotated as peroxisome biogenesis factor 1. The record is from RefSeq and is a predicted model, not a curated record. The annotation marks the transcript as partial. Gene Ontology annotation, biological process: protein import into peroxisome matrix. Gene Ontology annotation, molecular function: ATP hydrolysis activity; ATP binding. The transcript is spliced from 13 exons. NCBI's taxonomy places the organism in Eukaryota, Metazoa, Chordata, Mammalia, Rodentia, Muridae. Gene Ontology annotation, cellular component: cytosol; peroxisomal membrane.